ACAGCACAAACCCCCACAGCCAAUAAUGGGUUCAGAACCAAAGAACCUCCAUGUGCUCGUACUGACAUACCCCACCCAAGGUCACGUGAACCCCAUGCUCCAAUUCUGCAAGUCCUUGGCCUCCAAAGGAGUCACCACCACCGUCGCCGUCACCGCCUUCAUUUUCAACACCUUCAAGCCCCACGACGGCUCCAUCCACUGGGACACCAUCUCCGACGGCUUCGACGAUGGUGGGUUCGCUGCAGCCACUGGCAUUGAGCACUACCUCGAGACAUUCAAGGCGGCUGGGUCGAGGACUCUGACGGAGCUCAUCCAGCGCCACCGGGAGUCCGGGCGGCCCAUUGACGCUAUUGUGUAUGAUGCGCUCAUGCCGUGGGCGCUGGAUGUUGCCAAAGGGUUUGGGCUUGUGGCGGCUACGUUUUUUACUAUGCCUUGCUCUGUUAACCUUAUUUAUUACUAUGUUGAUAAAGGGCUGCUUAGGUUGCCGGUGGCUGAAGGGUCGUAUCCUGUGUGCCUGCCUAGCCUGCCGCCGCUUAUGCCGCCGGAUAUGCCGUCGUUCAUCUAUGUGCCGGAUUCUUACCCUCAGUAUUUGUAUUUGCUGUUGAAUCAGAUGCCCAAUAUUCAGGGAGCCGACUAUAUUCUUGUCAACUCCGUUCGGGAGUUUGAACCUCUGGAAACAGAUGAAAUGUCAAAAAUCGGCCCAAAAUUGUUAACAAUAGGUCCAACGAUUCCAUCUUUCUACAUUGACAAAAACAACGUAAACGACAAGAAAUACGAGUUAGAUCUGUUCAAAAUCGAGCCAAAGGAGGCAUCAUCAACAAGAACAUGGCUAAAAACCAAACCAAAAGGCUCAGUCAUUUACGUCUCAUUUGGUAGCAUGGCGAAGCUAAACACAACCCAAAUGGCGGAACUAGCAGCCGGGCUAAUCGAUAGCAACUACUACUUCAUAUGGGUAGUUAGGGCCUCCGAAGAGGAAAAGCUUCCAAAGGGAUUCGCACCCGAAAAGGGUUUGGUCUUACGAUGGAGCUCCCAACUAGAAGUGCUUUCGAGCGAAGCGAUUGGGAGCUUCUUUACGCAUAGCGGUUGGAACUCGACGCUCGAGUCGUUGUGCUUGGGCGUGCCGAUGGUGGCGAUGCCGCAAUGGACCGACCAGCCAACGACGGGGAAGUACGUAGCCGAUGUGUGGAAGGUAGGCGUGAGAGUGAAGGUGGGAGAGGAUGGGAUUGUGAGGAAGGAUGAGAUCAAAGCUUGUAUAGAGGCAGUGAUGGAGGGAGAUAGAGCCAUUGAAUUCAAACAAAAUGCUUUGAAAUGGAAGCAGCUUGGGUUGGAAGCUCUUCAACAAGGUGGCAGUUCCUCGAACCACAUCGAAGAAUUUAUUGCUGGUGUGAUGGAUAAAAUAGCGGUUGUUUAAGACACAUUAGCGUCUAUUUACAUUGUUUUUGGUUUAAAAGUUUCUAUAUUUUGUAAUGCUUCUUUCUAAUAUUUCGAGGAGUUGUCUUACAUCUUAAUAAAUAUCUUAAUCUUAGCCCU
Messenger RNA from Cucurbita pepo subsp. pepo (vegetable marrow), 1530 nucleotides. Its product is annotated as UDP-glycosyltransferase 74F2. Gene Ontology annotation, molecular function: quercetin 7-O-glucosyltransferase activity; quercetin 3-O-glucosyltransferase activity. The record is from RefSeq and is a predicted model, not a curated record. NCBI's taxonomy places the organism in Eukaryota, Viridiplantae, Streptophyta, Magnoliopsida, Cucurbitales, Cucurbitaceae.